Messenger RNA from Closterium sp. NIES-67, 2322 nucleotides. NCBI's taxonomy places the organism in Eukaryota, Viridiplantae, Streptophyta, Zygnematophyceae, Desmidiales, Closteriaceae. The record is from the annotation of a GenBank genome assembly.
AGCAAGCUUUUCCUCUUCGACACAGGUGAUCCAUCUGAGUCACAGGCAGCACUCGUCCCCCCUGCUUCUGUCCAACCUUCUAGACCUCUUUUCCCUUCGCAAAGGCGUUGGCUGUUGAACCUCCCGACUAACAUCUGCUGCAUUCUUCCAGUCCGUUCUUCAAUCUCGAAGAUGUGGUUCCAACGUGCUGCCACGUUGGCCCUAGCGGGUGUGGGCGUGGCGCUCGCCAUCGUGUCGUGCUGCUACAUGGCCGACAACUACCUUGUCAUCUCGCACCCCACGCUAUGCGGUGGUGUCUCCAACACCACCCUCUGCUCCGACGAGUUCCGCGCCGCUCGUAGGCAGCUCGGCGUGCUGCCUCAGGCGGCGGACAGAGUCACUGCAGCAAUGGUUUCCGCCGUGGCGCUUCAGGUCCGUGCGAUAAUCGCGGCCGCGGCGGAGAUUAAGCGCGCCAACGUGCGGCAGAACCACUUCGUGAACGUCGUCGCGGACGACUGCAGCACGCAGGGCGGCAUCGCGCUGCGGUACCUGGGCCGCACGAUGGAAGCGAUCAACUCCAACAGCCAGCACCAUGACCGCGCGUUCUGGCUGUCCGCCGCCAGCACGCAAGUCGGUAACUGCGUCGACGGCUUCAAGUCGCUCGCUCCCGCCGCCACCUUCCAGCCCGCUUUCGUGCAUCUCGAGGCUAUCGCCAACAAAGCCGACGACAUUCUCGAAGCCGUUGUCGCCAUCGCCAAGAAGGCUGCGACAGCCCCUGCGACGAACAACGGCCUCGGGGGACUUCUUCCUAAGUUUGGUCGCAAGCUCGCUUCUUCUGAGCCCAUGGCUGGUGCGGGCGGCGUGAAGUGGCUGGAUGAGGACUUUGUCGCACAGCUGCGACAGCUGCAGGCGGAGCUGAACGCCAUGGGCGACGACGUCCAUGAGCACGUCGCACGGCGACAGCUCGACGACGACGAUGACGACGACGAUGAUGACGACGAGAACAAGAAGGACAAGAAGAAAAACAGGAAGAACAAGAACAAGGGUAGCAGCGGCAGCAGCAAGAGCAAGAGCAAGAGCAAGAACAAGGGGGGGAAGUCCAAGAACAGCAAGGGGAGCAGCGCCAAGCCCACUUCCGGCCCCAUUCGCGCGAGCAAGGGAUUGAGGGCCAACGCGGUCGUCAAGGGCUCCAUUCAGGACGCCGUCGACGCCGCACCCGGCGGCAGCCGCUACGUGAUCUACGUCCCCGCCGGCACCUACAACGAGCAGGUCGUUAUAGACACCCCCGAUAUUAUCCUUAUCGGAGCCGGCGCCGGCAAGACGGUGGUGACUUACGACGAGAGCUACGGCAGCGGCUCGAGCACGUUCGACUCGGCUACAGUCGGCGUGAACAGUGACCGGUUUGUUGUGUUCGGGAUGAAGUUCGUCAACACGGCCGGGCCCGAAAACCACCAGGCUGUCGCGUUCCGCGCUACAGGCGACCAGUCGGCGGCGAUCGACUGCUCGUUCGAGGGGUCGCAAGAUACCCUCUACGUGGACGCCGGCCGGCAGUACUACUCCAACUGCUACAUCGGCGGUACGCAGGACUUCAUUUUCGGCGACGCGGCGGCGGUGAUCGAGAACGCCAAAAUCCAGCUGCACCCCAGCAAGUCGUUCAUCACCCUCACGGCGUCGGGGCGUGCCAAGGACACGCCGACGGGCAUCGUGAUCCGCAACUCCGUGGUCACCGCCGACAAGGGCGCGGCAAAGGCGUACCUGGGUCGGCCGUGGAAGAAGUGCGCCUUCACCGUCUUCGUCAACACUGUGCUGCCGUCGAUCAUAAUGCCCGACGGCUGGCUGUCGUGGAACGAGGGCAGCUGCAUGUAUCUCGCCGAGGCGGGCAGCAAGGGCCCGGGCGCCAAGUCGUCGCGCGCGGACUGGGUCGACCCGGGGAUCAUUUCCAACGGCGCGCAGUACACGCCCAAUGGCUUCGCGGAAGUGAACUCGUGGCUCGUGUUGGCGUGAAUGCCGCGGGAGGGGGAGUGGCUCCAUGAAUGCUCCGGUUUCCGCUCCGCCUCCCCCGGUCCUCGUUCUUGGCGGGAUGACUUGCGAGUAGGUAGGAAGAGAUGCGAUUCUCAUCGACUAAGGCGUACGCGGCAACAGUAGAGAAAUGCUUAGGGGCAACUUCCGGUUUUUCUACUGGUACUGGACGCCUAGGGGCGUACGCCCCUAGAGAAAUGCAUAGGCAACAGUAGGGGCAACUUCCGGUUUUUCUAGGCUAGAUGGCUUCUCGCUAGUGCUUGUCCCUGUGUCCAGCGGCUAACUAUGCUUGUUUGUUUCUCCUAAUGAAUUUCAAUAAUUGCA